This is a messenger RNA of Lotus japonicus, 1611 nucleotides long. RefSeq names its product F-box protein CPR1-like. The transcript is spliced from 2 exons. The coding region runs from base 631 to 1407 and encodes 258 amino acids. NCBI's taxonomy places the organism in Eukaryota, Viridiplantae, Streptophyta, Magnoliopsida, Fabales, Fabaceae. The record is from RefSeq and is a predicted model, not a curated record.
UUAAUCUUGGAUUUAAUCAUUUGUGGGUUAUUUGGUUUGAGUAUGUGCUUUCUCGGUUUCUCCUCAUGUGAUUUGGGUUGGAUACUUGUAUUAGCCUUGAUGAGGCAUAAGUGUGCUUUCUACUGACAAAAUUAUCUAUCCAUUGACAAUAUUUUCAGCUCUAUCUACUACUACAAAAUUAACAACCAACGUCCAAGAAGGACCAUAGAGAGACUAAAUCUCUCUUCCAUUCUCCCGCAUGAUUUGAUCGUUCAAAUUCUGCUGAGGUUACCGGUGAGAUCUCUGCUUCGUUUCAAAUCGGUGUGUAAGCCCUGACUCUCUCUCAUUUCCGAUCCCCAAUUUGGUAAAUCUCACUAUGACCUAGCAGCUGCACCCACCCACCAAUGUCUGGCAAAACGUAAUGAUUCUGAAAUUGAGUCCCUAGAUGUAGAUGCAGCAUCACUUCACAAUUAUGAGUCUUCUGUAGUAAACCUCAGAUAUCCGCUUUCAUCACCCCCUCGCAAGAACAACCCUGUUGAGUUCUUGGGUUCUUGUAGAGGGUUUAUAGUUGUAGCCUAUGGACGGGGUAAUGUCAUUGUAUGGAAUCCAUCAACCGGUGUCCAUAGAAGAAUUGCAGGCAACCUUAAAUGGAUGAAGUAUCACUUUUUAAAUGGUUUUGGGUAUGACACAUCAACGGAUGACUACUUGCUUGUUCGUAUAGAAUUGAUUCUUUGGGAAGACUAUGUUUAUAGUCAACAAGAUCCAGACAUUAUAGCUAAUCAUCCUACUUGCAUUCGCCUUUUUUCCAUGAAAACAAAUUCCUGGUUUUACCCAGAGGGUACUUAUGCUCAAUAUGCGGAUCUGGGUCUUUGUGAAUUCAAAGUUGGGUCCUUCUUGAACGAGGCUCUAUAUUGGUUGGUUAUCUCUGUUGAAACCAGUAAUCAUGCAAUCAUUGCCUUUGAUUUGGUAGAAAGGAGUUUGUCAGAGAUUCCAUUGUCUCAAAGUUUAGCCAGAGAAUUAAAAUGUAGAGAGUAUCAUUUGCGGGUCAUGGGAGAAUGUCUCAACCUAUGUUGCCCAGGUGAUCAAUAUGACGUGGCUUCAAUGGCUGAGAUUUGGAUGAUGAAAAAAUAUAAAGUGCAGUCAUCUUGGACUAAGUUAUUUGUUUUUUCUACUUGUAACAUUCCCCACAACAGGUUUUUUCCAAUAUGUUUCACCAAACAUGGUGAAAUUUUUGGAUCAAACGGCUCUACAAGCUUAAUGAUAGUUAAUGACAAAGGAAAGCUGCUUGAUGAAUGCACAUUUGAUACGGAUAGAGGGGAUUUACUUCAUUGUGGUAUGUAUAGAGAGAGUUUACUAUCACUCCCUAAUGAAUUAGAGGAAACAAGUGAAGAUGGACUAGCUGACGAGUUCCUUGGAGGAGACAAGUGAAGAUGACCAAUGGUAUCUGAAAAUAAGAAUUAAUGCCAUGAAGGGUGCAAGAGUGAUCUACAGUUAUGCUUGAUGUCUUGGCUUGCCUUAAAAUGAUGAUCGUGCAAGAGGAGAGCCUAGAAUUUGGAAGAGAAUGUUAUUUACACAAUGUUAAAUCAUCUCGCUUUAGUAGUGUUUGCUUUCUCAUGGUUUCAGUAAGUUGGA